Messenger RNA from Symbiodinium necroappetens, 348 nucleotides. NCBI's taxonomy places the organism in Eukaryota, Dinophyceae, Suessiales, Symbiodiniaceae. The record is from the annotation of a GenBank genome assembly.
AUGGAAGCCGCACUCAUCGGCCAGCUGGCGUUCAUCAAAGAUGGCGCCAACGCGGCUGAUGCUCUGCCCAGCCUGAUGGAUCCUGGCGAUGUCAGCACGACUUCCCAGCGGCACUGCAAUGCUGAAGGGGAGGCUGCGGUCACGGAAGAGAGGUUCAAGCGAUUCCAUGAUAACGCAGAGUCCACGUGCAAGGCUGUGAAGCUCCAAGAUAGCUUCGUGUGCUCCGUGGCCUCGAAGACCUUCCUGAACUUUUACGAAUGCACCGAUCUGGUCUUGGAGGCUCCCCGCAGGAGCAAGUCUUGGACAAGCCUGCCACGGGUGGAGAUGCAACACGUCGGAGAGCCUUGU